UCUAAAGAUAAGCAGCCAGAAUGUCUGUUGAAAAAAAAAAUUAAUGGUGUACUUUUUCCAACCGUGAUUUUCACACCUGCUUUCAUGACAGAAGAGUGGCAUAAUUUUUUGUUUACGGAUGAAGAUGUCUUGCUGAAAACCUACCCAAAAUCAGAUGAUUUAUGUCAUUAGAAAUCCCAGAGAUGUUCUUGUGUCUGGACAUUUGUUCUGGAAAGGUGUAAAAUAUGUUCAAGUAGCAGAAUCAAUGGAACAAUAUUUUGAUUGGUUCCUCGAAGGAAAUGUCCCCUAUGGAUCGUGGUUCGAUCAUAUCCAUGGCUGGAUACCCAGUAGAGAACAGGAGAACUUCCUGCUGCUGAGUUAUGAAGAGCUGAAAACGGACACAAGAAGCAGUAUGCAGAAGAUCUGUCGAUUUCUGGGCAUGGAAUUAGGACCAGAAUCCCUGGAUUCAAUCCUCGAGAAUUCUUCCUUCCAGGCUAUGAAAGACAAUAUGAUGUCUAAUUAUUCUCUUGUGGAUGGUGUUGCUAUUGAUCUCAAGACAUCAACCAUGAUGAGAAAAGGUGUAUCUGGAGACUGGAAAAAUCACCUCACAGUGGCACAAGCAGAAACCUUUGAUGAAAUAUACCAGGAGAAGAUGAAAGAUCUUCCUCCAGAGCUGUUCCCAUGGGAAUAAAGUUCUAGAUUGUUCUGGGUCUCACAUAGAUGUUGAUCAUCGUUUAGUCUUUUCACAAGUGCAUGCCAGGGGGAUGAUUGUUUAUGAUCAUUCAUUUCUCCCUGGUACCCUGACGAACUAGUCAUUGCAUCUUGGUGACA
Molecule: messenger RNA, 810 nt
Organism: Sorex fumeus (smoky shrew)
Lineage: Eukaryota; Metazoa; Chordata; Mammalia; Eulipotyphla; Soricidae
Product: sulfotransferase 2A1-like
Exons: 5
Coding region: 155-670 (171 amino acids)
Biological process (GO): sulfation
Cellular component (GO): cytoplasm
Molecular function (GO): sulfotransferase activity
Source: RefSeq, a predicted model, not a curated record